AUGUUAAUUUUUAAAUUGUUAGUUUUAAUAUUGUUUUUUAAUUGUAUUUAUUCGAGUGAUAUAAUUUUAAAAAAUAUCAGAAAUGUUCGGGAUAGUAUGUCUAGUUUUGAUAAAUAUGGUUGUUCACCUGUAUUUAGUAAAAGUUUAAACGAAACAAAUAGUUUAAAAAAAAUAAUAAAACAAUAUUUAUUGGAUUCGAGUAAAUGUAGUGUGAAUGAAUACAAUUUUAUUGUUGGAAAUUUAAAACCAAAAAUAGAGUCACUUUCAAAUGAAUUGGAAUAUCUUUUACACAGAUGUAAUGCAAGAGACUACAGUAGCGAUUCUCUAAGUUUAGAGAGACCGGCACGUCUACAUCAAUUUUUACAAGAGUGGAAUUCAACAUUAGAGUCAUUGGGCCAAGAGAUCGAAACAAGAGAUUUUUACACCUUCAAUUUGGAUAGUAUUAAACAGUCUGCAAAUAUUGUGCACCAUAAAGAUUCGCAAUUUGAAAAUGACUUUUAUCAUUUUAAAGAUUGUCAAGAUUCCUAUUGUCCAGAGAUGGUUGUAAUUCCACAAGGCUCUUUUAUAAUGGGCGGUUCUGAUGAGGAACAUGCAGCAUUAUCGAUUUCUAAUGAAAUUAAAAAAUGGGAUUUACCAAGACACCAAGUUACAUUUAAAAAGAAAUUUGCAAUUGGCCAAUUUGAAAUUACAUCAAAGCAGUUUAGAGAAUUUGUAAAGGAAACAGGCUACAAGAUACCAAAAGGUUGCAUUGCAAUUAAAAACAUUGUAGAUCCCAGCACAGGCAAUAGAGUAUCAAGACUAUCGUUUAAUGACGAAUUGGACUACGAGAAUCUCGGUGAAGGUUUUGAGGACAGAGAUGAAAGCCACCCCGCAGUUUGCCUUAGACGUGAGGAUGUAAGAAACUUUGCACAGUGGCUAUCAAUUAAAACUGGUCAAACCUAUAGAUUGCCAUACGAAGCCGAAUGGGAGUAUGUUACUCGUGCAGACCAGAAAUACCAAUAUUACAUUUGGGGCAACACUACAGAAGGUGGUUGUAAAUAUGCAAACUUGUACGAUCUUGAUUCUUUUAAUAGAUUUAAAUUAGUUUUUAAAAAUUUUAAUUGUACUGAUGGUUUCGUUGCAACUGCACCAGUAGGUUCAUAUUUACCAAACCAAUUUGGUAUCUAUGAUUUAUUGGCAAAUGCAAGAGAAUGGGUAGAUGAUUGCUGGCACUAUAGCUUUGAUGGAGCUCCAAGUGACGGUUCUAGAUGGGGUGAAGAAAAUAAUGGUCUUUGUGAUUUUGGUGUAUUAAGAGGUGGUAGUUUCUUUUACAAUACUUUUAAUGUUCGUAUUGCCUACAGAAAUGCUUAUUUUAGUUCGCAAUCUAAAUCAUAUAUGUGGGGUGGUAGAUUGGUCAGAGAAAUUAACUAA
Dictyostelium purpureum is the source of this 1410-nucleotide messenger RNA. RefSeq lists its product as uncharacterized. Bases 1 to 1410 code for a protein of 469 amino acids. The record is from RefSeq and is a predicted model, not a curated record. The transcript has 2 exons. NCBI's taxonomy places the organism in Eukaryota, Evosea, Eumycetozoa, Dictyosteliales, Dictyosteliaceae.